This is a messenger RNA of Spodoptera exigua (beet armyworm), 1623 nucleotides long. NCBI's taxonomy places the organism in Eukaryota, Metazoa, Arthropoda, Insecta, Lepidoptera, Noctuidae. The record is from the annotation of a GenBank genome assembly.
UUUAGGGAAUGUCAGAAUGUCUGACAAUCUCUGAUUUCUAAUAAAAUUGGAAUGGUUGAAAAUUCUAAAAAUUUUUGACAUCGUCUUCGUCUUCAUUCAUAAAAUUUCAAAACAUUUGAAACACCUCGAACAAGUAUGAUAUUAAAUAUAGUUAAAAGAACCUCCAGAACUUCGUUGAGUUUGAUUCAAAUUGCCUGUAGAAACUUAAAUUCCAAAAUACCAGCAUUACCUGUUCCAUCUUUGGUUAAUGAAUUUACCUCGACUGUUAAAGUGGAGAGAAAUACAAUAGCACUAUUAGAGCGGCUUUCUUUAGUAAGUUUUGACACUGAUGAAGGACUUAAAAUUUUAGAAGAUUCCAUUGCCUUUGCUGACAAGAUCCUACACAUUGAUACUGACAAUGUCGAACCCCUAUAUUCAGUUCUUGAAGAUCAAACCUUAAUGCUCAGGGAAGAUAAAGUAACACAAGGAAAUUGUCAGAAAGAAAUUCUUAAAAAUGCAACAGUGACAGAAGAUGACUAUUUUGUUGCACCCAUAGGCAAUAUACCUUUACACGAAGUUGAAGUUGAAUCAGAGUCUACAAAACUAAAACAAAAUGAAAAUUGAAAUAGAAAAGCUCCUUCAGAUGAAGCAAUUUUUUACCAUCCUUCAAAUAAAUGAUAAAAAGGCCAAUAUUAUUUUGAAGAAGCCUAGCAAAUUACUUAUGAAUAACAUCCAUGUUAACUGGUUGAAAUACAACUAUGUGAAGUCUGAUAAGCAUCAAAUGCCCGUAUAUUUAAAUAGUCUUAGUUCAAAAUUAGCAUAUGUUCCAUUGGUGUAUGGAGUAGUAAAGCAAGAUAUACACGACUACCAUAAAAAUAUGGAAUUAGAAAUGGACUUAGAUACUGGUAAUUUAACAAAGAAAUCUUUGCUGAAAUUAGAUAUAUUUAUACCUCGGGAAGAAGCUAUCCAAUACCUCAUACAAUGGCAAAGAUAUAGAAAGUACUGGUGGAGCAGUAUAUCAACAACACCCAGUUUAUUCUCUGUUAUUGAUUUAAAGUAUGAAAACAAUACUGCUAAUGUUGAUAUUGUUGCUCAGUUCCCUAAUGGACAUCAGACUGUGGAAACCUUAUCUUGCGAAACUCACCCAAAUCAUAAAUAUGGGCAGCUGUCAUGUUCUCUAUGUCUAGAAAACGCAUUAUUAGUACUCUUACUGGAUGGAUUAAAUAACAACCAAAAGGAUGAAUAUUUAAGGCUGCACAGGAAAAUUGCGCCAUUUAAAAUUUCUCUGGCUUUGAAAUCAGAUAAAGAAGAUAUAAUGGACCAUGAUGUUUUUUUGCUGAAGAUGGUCACUUUUCUACAUCAUAAAUUGCAGAUGGACAAGAUCUCUACAUGGCUACCAAAUCACUCACUUCCAUUAGAUUUGCAGAUCAAAGAAAAUCGUCAAAUGGGUGUGACUUACACAGCAAUUCUGGAAGAAGAGACAUUAAAAUUUGGAUUUUUGAAAUUAAUGAGCAAUAGUACAAAGUUAAUGGAACAAGUGCACCUAAAAGAUUUUUGUAAGUAUGCGUCGUUAACAUUUCGUGACACAUGAUUUUUUAUGUAAUAGUAGUAUUUAGCAAAGAUCAAUAAACUUGUUAAACUCAA